Mycetomoellerius zeteki is the source of this 2037-nucleotide messenger RNA. RefSeq names its product Sphingosine-1-phosphate lyase (gene Sply). Gene Ontology annotation, cellular component: endoplasmic reticulum. NCBI's taxonomy places the organism in Eukaryota, Metazoa, Arthropoda, Insecta, Hymenoptera, Formicidae. Bases 299 to 1933 code for a protein of 544 amino acids. The record is from RefSeq and is a predicted model, not a curated record. Gene Ontology annotation, biological process: carboxylic acid metabolic process; sphingolipid catabolic process. The transcript has 9 exons. Gene Ontology annotation, molecular function: pyridoxal phosphate binding; sphinganine-1-phosphate aldolase activity.
AACCGGUCGUUAGUCAGUGAGUCGUGAGAUCAGCAGUCUCACUGAUCUUUUCGUAUGUGUGCUUGGUGUUAAUGUGUCAAAAGAUCUUGCGCCUGGAGUACGUUAUCGUUGCGAGCACUCAGAUAGCGUUUUCUCGGGAGUGGAAAUACAUACAAAGUGCUGAGUCAUUCCAUUUAACAGAAAUUACGAGUUAUCCGCAUCGCUAACAGCCUGUUGAAAUUCAGUCUUGAUGUGAUAAGCGUUUCAGUUGAUGCUUGUUCAAAGAUAUUUUAUGUCACCUUAACGUACAUCAUAUUUAAUGAUAUAUUUUAAGAAAAAUAUGUAUUUCCACGUGGAUACUAUACCAAGGGCUAUAAAUCAUAUAUUUCAAAAUAAAGAGCCAUGGCAAAUAGCAGCUAUGACGAGUACAGCUACUCUUGCUACAGUGUGGUUAUGGACUUUUAUUUAUCAGGAUGAGAGUCUUUUAGAACGUGGCAAGAAACAGAUGUUUAGACUAGCUCGUUAUAUUCCUUCUAUUCGUGACAAAAUAAAUGAAGAGCUAGCUAAAGUUAAUGAAACCUUUGAAAAUGAUGUUUUGCGCAGAUUCAAAGAAACUUCAUUCAUUGUGCAUCUUCCUAAAAAUGGAUUGAAAAAUGAUGAGCUAUUAAGUUUAGUAAAUCAAUAUAUUUAUCUUGGUGACUAUGAUUGGAAAAGAGGUCGUGUAUCAGGUGCAGUUUACAGAACUAACAGUAAACUUACAGAGCUAAUAGGGAAUGUAUAUGCAAUUGCAUCCUAUACUAAUCCACUACACCCUGAUGUUUUCCCUGGAAUUUGUAAAAUGGAGGCAGAAGUAGUUCGGAUAGCCUGCCAUUUGUUCAAUGGAGAUAAAGAUUCUUGUGGAACUAUGACUUCGGGUGGCACAGAGUCAAUUUUAUUAGCGUGCAAAGCAUACAGAGAUUAUGCUCGUGAUGUCAAAGGCAUAAAAAAGCCAGAGAUAGUGCUUCCAGUUACCGCUCAUGCAGCGUUUGACAAAGCUGCCCAAUAUUUGAAGAUAAAAGUAUGUUACGUGCCUGUCCAUUCGCACAGUUUUACAGUUUGCAUUCAAACUAUGAAAAAGUCAAUUACGAAAAAUACAAUAAUGUUAGUAGGAUCUGCGCCUAAUUUCCCCUAUGGAACGAUGGAUAAUAUCGAAGCAAUAUCUGAAGUAGGCAUAAAAUAUGAUAUUCCUGUUCAUGUAGAUGGCUGUCUAGGUGGUUUUCUAGCCUGUUUUAUGUCUGAUGCUGGCUAUCCUUUAUCACCCUUUGAUUUCAAGCUUUCUGGUGUAACCAGUAUAUCAGCUGAUACUCAUAAAUAUGCCUAUGCUCCGAAAGGAUCUUCGCUAAUCCUUUAUCGAAACAAAGAAUACCGACACUAUCAGUAUACUAUAACGACAGAUUGGCCUGGUGGCAUAUAUGGAAGUCCCACAAUAAGUGGUUCUCGAGCCGGAGGCAUUAUAGCUACUUGUUGGGCAACAUUACUGCAUUAUGGAUUUGACGAAUAUGUGGAAUCGACUAAAAAGAUAAUUGAAACUACAAGAUAUAUCGAACGAAAGUUGAGGGAGAUGGAUGGCAUUUUCAUAUUUGGCACACCAGCCACAUCCGUUAUUGCAAUCGGUUCCAAUGAUUUUCAUAUCUAUAGAUUAUCGGAAGCUCUUAUCAAUAAAGGUUGGAAUUUGAACCCACUUCAAUUCCCUUGCGGUAUACACAUAUGCGUUACACAUGUGCAUACCGAGCCAGGAGUAGCAGAUCAAUUUUUGGAGAAUGUUAAUGCGGAACUGGAAAUAAUUAUGAAAGACCGAAAUGUUCCAGUGAAAGGAAAGCUUGCAAUGUAUGGAAUGAGCCAAAGUAUUCCGGACCGAAGUGUGGUUAGCGAAAUUACAAAAUCCUUUUUAGAUUCCAUGUAUUACACCGAAUGAAAUAAAACACAUAAUAGUGUUCCAUAAAAAACAUUAACAAUUUUGAUAUAUUACAAUGAAAAUAUAAAAUGCAUACAUUUUCCAUAUGAUUGAAUAGGAAAAGC